AUGGCCACGGCGCGAUCAUCCCUCGUCUGCCUCUGCGCAAACAUUGCAAAAGCGAUAAAGAAUGUCACUGAAAAAUAUAAUGCGGCCCCAACGACAUCAUCCAUUAGUGCCGAAUGCUCGGCCAUCAGCGUGACUUUGAUGGACACCCAGUCGCUGCUGAGCCAACCUCACGCUCUCCUAUCGCGCGCCAUGUCACAGUCUCAGCUUAAAGAAGCUUUAAAAAAUGCACAGAAUAGCUGUGAUUCUACGGUUUCUUGGCUUGAGGAAGAAGCAGGAAAAUGUAUAGGAAUUCAAACAAGCAUGGAAGAGAGCCCUCGCACCUGGAGCAUGAGGCCUCUUUGCAAUGAAGGCCUGAUAAAGGGGCUUUUGCAGCAAAUCCAGAGGCAGCUUACGGAUAUCAACUUGCUGAUUGCUGCAGCACAAAGAAAUUCUAGUUCGGAAAUUGGACAACUUCUCAAGAAUGACACCUUUAUUGGCGACUUAAUCGACAUAAGGGACACAAUAGAUACCCCGAGCCCUAGUUUACCCGGAGGAUACAGUCAAGGUCCGUGGGAACAAUUCGAUCCCGAUUCGAAGUCCAUUUGUGUUCGAACCUCCACCAUUAGAUCUGGUUCUAGCUUCCGCUCGGGGCAGAGUGGACCCUACAGUCUACUUGACGGUGACGGUGACGCCGAUACGGUGGUAUCCAAGUCACACUUGGUACCAACACAAUCUGACAAGACCAAAAAGGUACCACGUUCGCAAAUGGGGUCCAGAUUCUUCAAACUUUUCAAGUCCAACACCGAGUUGCACCGUGCCGCAAAGAAAGGAGAUUCGAAGAAGAUAAAGACGCUACUAGAUUUGGGAGUGGACGUAAACUACGAGGGCUCUUCUGGAUGUACGGCGCUGCAUCUGGCAACCGACUGCGGUCACGAAGCGGCGGUCCGGGUUCUUCUGGACAAUGGCGCAGAUCCUGAGGCAAAGUCUAGUGAAGGACGAACCCCACUGCACAGUGCGGCCCGCACCGGUCACACGGGAGUGGUCCGCUUGCUAUUGGAGAAAGGCGUUGACGACAAAGCGAAGGAUCCUUCUGGCUCUACUGCGCUUCAUGUAGCAGCCUACAAUGGGCAAGAGUCAGUGGUCCAGAUUCUGCUAGAGAAAUAUCCUUUUAUGGAGGUAAGUGGGCCUUCCGGAUUUACAGCGCUGCAUGUCGCGGCCUUCAACGGGCAAUCGUCAGUGGUCCGGUUGCUAGUCGAGAUGGGGGCAGACCUUGAAGCACGGAGUGACACUGGACGGACAGCGCUGCAGCUAGCAGCCGAAAAAGGCCACGAGGCGGUGGUGCGGCACCUGCUGCAGCAUGGGGCCAAUCCCAUGGCGAAGGAUAGCGUUGGGCGGACAGCGCUGCAAGGGGCAGUCUCAAACCAGCACGGAGUGGUGGCGCAACUGCUGUUGGAUAAGAUGGUGCCAGACGCUCAUUCGCACUGGCAGCGCCAACGAGGCUGUGAGUCUGGACUAAGCUUUGAAUUAGGUGCAGUCGAGCCAACUUUCAACCUUCUAGAAUUAGAUGCAACUGACUCAACCACAUGGUCGCGACAAGUCUCGAACGCGCCAAUAUAUGAGCUUCCCAAUUCAUCGGUUGGGGUUGGGGUGCCGGUAGCUGAGUUGGACGCAGAGCUGAGAAGCUCGAUGCCAAUAACUCGGCGAAUGAGUCCGCUGCCAAAUCGAAAAAUGGCAAGGGGAACCUGA
Endocarpon pusillum Z07020 is the source of this 1725-nucleotide messenger RNA. RefSeq lists its product as uncharacterized. The transcript is spliced from 2 exons. Bases 1 to 1725 code for a protein of 574 amino acids. Gene Ontology annotation, molecular function: protein binding. The record is from RefSeq and is a predicted model, not a curated record. Lineage: Eukaryota; Fungi; Ascomycota; Eurotiomycetes; Verrucariales; Verrucariaceae.